GGCUGGAGCGUGAUUUGAAUCCCGUGGUUUUAGAACCUUUAACAAAAUCAACAACACGAGCUUGAAACACGCACAGAUUUAAAAAAACAAAACAAAAACGCACUUGAUUUGCGAGGAACCGAGAAGAAUGCAUAAUGAAACGUCAGACUAACAGGACUUUUUAAUGACAUUUAAAAACUCGACAGAAAGGAGUAUGCGAGAGGACGUAAUAACAUGUUUAGUUAAGAAUAAAAAAGUCUGCUACGUAUAUUUCUGUACCAGCAAACCAAAAUAAGCUAAACCCAUUCCAUCACAGUUUAAAAAGAGAAUUCCAUUAUCAAGAGGUAUGGCUGGAAGUCUUACAUUUUCAGUGGACAUUUGUGUCAGGCAGAACGUUUCUUGGUCGAAAGACAACAAGAUUGCUGUAAAUGUUGACAAGGAACUGUACAUACUGAAACUUGAUUGUUCACCCCAACAGACAAAUACAGGUUUUAAUAUGAGAGUGGCACAAACAUUCUCUGCUGCUAAUCUUGGUGAAAAACAUAUUCCAUGGAAAAACCUGGAGGAUAUAUUGAAAAAUGCAGACAAAACAACAAGAAAUGCUUUCCUUGCUGACUGGACAUUUUCAAAGUUAGGCAGUGGUAGUGGGCUAAGUCCAGCUUGGGGCCCCUGUUGUUGGUCACCUGACAAUGUUGGCCCCAAUCACCGAAGUAUUUUGGCUGCCCUAACGCUGGACCACCAGAUUCACCUUUUUGGCCAACCGGGAUCACUAAAAAAACUGGCUGAUCUCUCAAAUCAGCUGUCCUCUUCUGUAGCUGAUGAGUUUAAUGUGACAUUGGCCACCAUUUCGUCUCCAAGCAGUUACGUGCUAAAGGUUCAAGAACAGAUGGCUAGCAUUGCUGCUGUAGAGCUCACAUGGUCCAGUAUUUUACAAGGAGAUGGUGAUGCUGAGAACAAGUUCCUAUUACUGUUUGUGGGGAUGAAGAAUGGGGAUGUUGUCAUCUGGAAACUUCAGCUUCCAGUCCUUGGCCUCCAAGACUGUUCCAUAUUGUCCAGACACAGUCUGCACAAUCUCAGUGCUGUUACUUCCCUUACCUGGACAGAUGUUCCUCAGCGAAAACAUUUUGGCAUUCUGGGUGUGGGAUAUGAAGAUGGUUGUGUGUACCUUUUGCCUCUGCAAUGGGAAGCAGACUCUUUAAGGAGCCAGACAUUCCUGACAGGUUCUACUGUUAUAGAAAGUGAAGCAGACAACAUGUCUGUCAGUUGUAUGACUUGGAUGCAGUGUGAUGAGACUGGCCCAGUCCUGCUGUAUGCCAAAGAACAUGUGCUCAACAGUCAUUGCCUGUCAUUUCCAGACAACAAUAUACCAGAUGUUUUGCUGACAAAAUCUACUUCUGUCUGUCUAGGAAAUUCGUUUCCUAUAACCUGUCUGGAAUGUGUGGGUUCCACCAUUUUAAUGGCAACUCAGAAUGGUAGUGUGCAGCUUGUGAAAGUGGAGCACAGGGAAGCAGAGUUACAUAUAGAAUGUGAGCGCUCGCUCCCAUUUCAGCACAAGGAAGCUGGGUGGAUAUGUCGAGCAUGCACAUUCUCCCCUAAUGCUGCGUUGUGCAUUGCUUUAUUCAGUCCUAGCUUCAGCUAUGACCCAGCAGCACAACGUUUUAAGGAUCCAACAAAGAUCCACAUGUGUUGUGUUCCCACCUGUGAUAUGAGCAGUGUCGAGUCAAUCGUGACUUCAGAAACAGAUCAGCUACGUUGCUACAGUGAUGUGUUGGAGUUUUCUCGUCAAGUAGUUUGCGGAAAAGCUUUCAACCAUGAACUUGUAGGGGACAUGACAAGGAGGCUAAUGUCCAUGUCAGAUACACGUCUUGGCAUGAUGGUAUCAAGGCACAUGCUGACUACCCUGCAACAUGCUUGUCAAAAUCGACCACUGGAUAUGGAGGUUUUGGAGGCUGUGACAAUGGCACAACAGAACACCACAGAGUCUAUCCUGUGCAACCAUAUUCUUAAUGCUUGGCUGAAUCUGAGCAAUAAGAGGAAAGAAGAUAUCACACGUGAAGACAUGUCAACGGUCAACACCAUGUUUAAGUGGGUCCAAGGGAGUGCUGAUAAGAUGGAGAGAAUAGGCUUGGAGGUCAUUGAUGGGCUCAACUCUGUCAUCAGCCAGGCCCAGGUGUCGCAAGAGACUGGCUGCAGCAUUUGUGGAGCUGCAGAACAAAAAUACAGUGGCAGUCUGAGUGCCCAGUGUACCAAUGAGCAUACCUUUGGAAUUUGUACCAAAACUUUGGCAGUCUGCCAGGACUUUGUAUACCAGUACUGCAGUCUGUGUGGGGCUCUAGCUUUAUCAGUCCGGAAGCUAGAAAGGCUGGAUUGGCUUCCAGGGGAUCCUGCCCUCUGCACACUUUGCUCAAACCCAUUGACGAUCAGUACUGCAGAAUAUGUAAUGUAAAGCAUGGUUCGGCUGACUGGGAGACCUAGAGAAGGGAGAAAGAAAAAAAGAAUUGAUGUGUCGUCAUUGCCAACGUGGCAAUCAAAAUUCGUGACAAACAUAAUUUUUGUUGAGAGAAUCUCAAUAGUUUGCUUGCAUUUUGGCAUGAAAUCAUUACAGAACAAAUAAUAAAUGCAUGUGCGAUAAACUUUAUUAUUUUUUUUUUUUCAACACCUAGAGUGGUAGAAAAGAAAUUGCAGCUAAUAAAAAUCUCUCCUCUGUUUCAUGGAGAGUUUCUUAAUUAUUAACAGAAACAAAAUUUUAACAGUACAUUUUGACUGCUAUAACAAUUUUUUAAAUAAGAAAGUAUCUUUCUUGAAGAUGGACGUUCACACUUUUGUAGGUUAAUGGUAACACAAAUCAGAAACCAAAGCGGCCCUCAUGGGUUAUGAGGAUUACUGUGUCCCCCAAUUUUAUUAAAAAUUGACUAAUUAGAAAAAAAUGAAGUGCCAUGUAGUCCAGUACUAGAAACUGGAAAAUUUAGAAACUGGAAAAUAAGUCUUUCACUUAAUGUAUGGAUCCCACACAAAAAUGCUACAAACGAGUGCUACGUCAUUUUUUUUUAGACUAAUGGAUAAACCUUGAUUGGCUUUUGCUUGAAGCUGACAAACUGCCAAGCUGGUAGUCAUAUGGCGAUACUGACUCAGUAUUUGAAAAGCCCAGCAACUGUAAUUUUGUCAUUUUUUAGACUGUCAAUGUUGGACUUUAGGACUGGUUUAUUUUUAUGUCACUCUGGAAAUAAAAAUAAUCUUUUUUAGAAAA
Messenger RNA from Pomacea canaliculata, 3226 nucleotides. RefSeq lists its product as uncharacterized. Gene Ontology annotation, cellular component: transcription factor TFIIIC complex. Lineage: Eukaryota; Metazoa; Mollusca; Gastropoda; Architaenioglossa; Ampullariidae. The record is from RefSeq and is a predicted model, not a curated record. The coding region runs from base 326 to 2425 and encodes 699 amino acids. Gene Ontology annotation, molecular function: protein binding; histone acetyltransferase activity. Gene Ontology annotation, biological process: transcription initiation at RNA polymerase III promoter. The transcript is spliced from 20 exons.